Molecule: messenger RNA, 5221 nt
Organism: Dromiciops gliroides (monito del monte)
Lineage: Eukaryota; Metazoa; Chordata; Mammalia; Microbiotheria; Microbiotheriidae
Gene: PRMT3
Product: protein arginine methyltransferase 3
Exons: 17
Coding region: 210-1934 (574 amino acids)
Biological process (GO): peptidyl-arginine methylation
Cellular component (GO): nucleus
Molecular function (GO): protein-arginine N-methyltransferase activity
Source: RefSeq, a predicted model, not a curated record
UUCCCUCAUCUCCUUCCGGCCCAUCUCCGCUCUCGCCCCGGAGACCCACGCUCCAGACCGCGUGCGUCCUCGCGCGCGCACGUGCGUGAGUGCGUGCCGCUUUCCCCCGGCCCUCGCCCCGCCGGACCCCACGCGCCGGUUACUGCCCCCCUCCCCGCUGUCAACCCCGUCGGAGAUUACCCCCCUCUCCCCGCGUGCGGGCGGCCGCCAUGUGCUCCCUAGCAACGGGCGUCACCGGCGCCCGGCGCCGGCUGGAGGAGGCCGACGAGGAGGUGCCCGCCUUGUCGGACAGCGGAGACGAGGCGGCCUGGGAGGAGGAGGAGGAAGAGGAGGCGGACGCCCCCCGCGAGAAGCGGCAGACCCCCUGCCUGUUCUGUGACAGGUUAUUCACUUCUGCUGAAGAAACAUUUUCUCACUGUAAGUCUGAACAUCAUUUUGAUAUUGACAACAUGGUCCAUAAACAUGGACUUGAAUUUUAUGGAUAUAUUAAGCUAAUAAAUUUCAUUAGACUUAAGAAUCCAACGUCAGAGUAUUUGAAUUCCUUAUGCAACCCAGUGCCUUGGGAGAAAGAGGAAUAUUUGAAACCAGUAUUAGAAGAUGACCUUUUACUUCAGUUUGAUGUAGAAGAUCUUUAUGAGCCAGUGACAGUCCCAUUCUCAUACCCUAAUGGGCUCAGUGACAACGCAUCUGUUCUUGAACGGUUGAAGCACAUGGAAGCCAGAGCACAGUCUGCUGAAGCAGCAUUAGCUAGAGCCCGGGAAGACCUCCAGAGAAUGAAACAGUUUGCCCAGGAUUUCGUGAUGAACGCAGAUGUCAGAACCAACUCAUCAUCCACCACCACCAUUGCAGACCUUAACGAGGAUGAGGAUGGUGUUUAUUUCAGCUCGUAUGGGCAUUAUGGGAUACACGAAGAGAUGCUAAAGGAUAAAGUACGGACAGAAAGCUAUCGAGAUUUUAUAUACCAAAAUUCACAUAUUUUUAAAGACAAGGUAGUUCUGGAUGUUGGUUGUGGAACUGGGAUUCUUUCUAUGUUUGCGGCUAAAGCUGGUGCAAAAAGGGUCAUUGGAGUUGAUCAAUCAGAAAUUCUUUAUCAGGCAAUGGAUAUUAUAAGGCUAAAUAAACUCGAAGGUACCAUUACCCUAGUCAAAGGAAGAAUUGAAGAAGUUGAUCUACCUGUUGAAAAAGUAGAUGUUAUCAUAUCAGAGUGGAUGGGCUAUUUUCUCCUCUUUGAGUCUAUGUUGGAUUCUGUCAUUUAUGCAAAGGACAAAUACCUGGCAAAGGGAGGAUCAGUCUACCCUGACAUUUGCACAAUCAGCUUAGUGGCAGUGGGAGAUCCAAGCAAGCAUGCAGAUAGGAUUGCUUUCUGGGAUAAUGUCUAUGGCUUCAACAUGUCGUGUAUGAAGAAAGCAGUUCUUCCAGAAGCAGUUGUGGAAGUUUUGGACCCAAAGACAGUUAUUUCAGAACCCUGUGACAUUAAGCAUAUAGAUUGUCAUACUGCCUGUGUCCCUGAUCUCGAGUUUUCUUCAGAUUUCACCCUGAAAAUCACAAAACUGUCCAUGUGUACGGCAAUUGCUGGCUACUUUGAUAUCUUUUUCAAAAAAAACUGCCACAAAAAAGUCUUAUUCUCCACGGGUCCCCACACUACCCAAACUCAUUGGAAGCAAACAGUAUUUCUGCUUGAGAAGCCAUUUUCUGUUAAAGCAGUGCUGGCAAACCUUUGCCCUACUUUGACUUUGGAACAUAACCAAAAUGAGUUCAGAACAAAGUUGGAUAAAAAUAAGAUGGCUGGUCAAGUAAUAAAUGCCCUUUGGGGUCCAAAGUCAGGUGAGGCCUUAAAAGGAAAGAUAACCAUUCAAAAGAACCGGAAGGACCCACGUUCUCUCAUUGUUACUCUUAGAUUGAAUAACUUAACUCAGACCUAUAACCUUCAAUGAAAGUUAUUCUAUGUAUACAGAAGUAAGUGAAGACACAUGAGGUGAAGAAACAUGAGGUGCAAAGGAGUUGAUUCCUUCACAUGGUUGAUGGGUCCUUCACUAAUAAGUAUCUUGAAUAAGAGAAAAGGGGAUCAUAGAUGUUUCAUACAAGAACCAACUGAUUAAUUUCUAAAAUGGGAUCUAUAUAAUCAUGUACUAUCUAAAUCUGACAACAAACUAUCAAACUGUAGCCAGAUAUAUUUCUUGUGCUGUGAAAAUAAUGAAAAUUGAAAUUGAUUUAAAUUUGGAAUAAACGUAGCUGGGAAAAACACAUCAGCUUUCAUCAUGUAAAUUGUAAUUGAAAACAAUUUAAGAGAAAAAUUUUGGUUGCCCAAUUUAACUGAUCCUGUUAUGGAUGGCCCUUAGGGUCAUCAUCUUGUGUCUUCAUAUUGUGAGUGCUCUACUUGGUUAUCUGCUCAAUACUACCUAGUAUGUGUAAAGUUAGAAGCUGUACCUGAAGGUCCAAACUAUUUUCAGAGACUUCGAAGUUUGCAUAUUAUCAUUUGCAAGCCUAAUGACUUUUUCAAAUUAAAUUACAUACUGGCAACAGUUGUAAAGCUUGGUUAAGUAUACAACAGCUAAUGGUAAUAUGUAAUAUUUCACUGCCAGAAGUUGUGCUUCAGUUGUACUUUAAAAUGGGUCCUACAAAGCAGCCCCUUUAACAGAACAGAUUUUAAAGUUAUGUGCCAUGCCUUGCAGAUCAAAAGGUGGGUUUUUCUCAGAACUAAGUAUGCAGGAAGUAUUAUAACAUAGUUCUACCAAAGAAAAUCCUUUUCUUUUAGAUGAAAUUUGGGAACCCCCCCAGCUCCAGCUAUCUACAACCCUUAUCUGCUUUGUGCUAUCCCAGUAAAAUACAUGGAAAUCAGUAUGUUUGUGAAAGAGAGAUUGCAUUCUCUCCAUUAGACUUAGAAAAAAAAUUCUUCAUCAAAGCUUUUAAUCCAGAAGCAACUGAGAAUCAAAGCCUUCCCUCAGUCAUCACUACUACCAAAUAUUACAAAUUUUAACUUCAAAAGAGAAGAAAUUUCCCUUUAAAUGGUAAGGUUAUGAUAAUAAUCACCAGAUACUCAUACCCACAUUCCUUCUAUUUUAUUGGUGCUAGAUUUAACCAGUUUCCUCCUAUCAAACUCUUAAUUCAUCCAGUUUCCAGGAUGCAGCAAUAAAUUUUAGUGUAAGAAUUGAAAACAAUAAGGCUUAAAAUGAUGGUAAUGAUGAUUAUGGAUAUUUAAAAUCCUUAAGAAUUUCUUUUCAAUUGCCUCACAUUGAAUAGAAUGGGCUGACAGGAUCCCACAAGAAAAUACAAUGUAUAGCAGAGAACACAUCAGACACCAUCAGAAUUCUUUUCUUGGAGGUAAGGGCCAAAUUAGUCCAAAACUUUUAUACCUUCCAAAGAAGAAUGCUUCUUCACUGAAUUAAUAGCUAAGAAAUAAUGCAUCCCUCCCAGAGAGUGUUGAAAUGAUUUGCUACCUUUUAAAAGGAUAUAUUCAAAAAAUAUGAAUUUGUCAUUAACCUUAAACACAAUAUCAAAAUGUGGCUAGAUUUCAGAAUGGACAGUGUUAGAAAGCCAUGAGUGACAGUAAAUGUAACUAGUUAAAGGAUUUCCCUUUAUAAAACUCAGCUCUAUUUGCAUGGCUUGUUGACUUGAUAGGUCAAUCAGAUUUCCUUAAUCUUAUUUAGAUAGAAGCCAUAAUUAUUAGACAACAGUUCUUUUUCAUUCUUGUCAAAAAUGACCAUGCAAGGGAAGAAAUUCAUGUAUCCCUCCCUAACCAAGCUGUAACCAGGGCAGGGUUAUUUGCAAUGACAACUCUUGUCACAUGGGUAAGAAUGACUUACAAGCAAGAUUGGUACCAAUGUCCAGGAUCAUACUUUCCUCUCUGCCAGCCCUCCCUCUUCGGGAUAAAAGCUCCCCACAACAGCCAUACAACUGUCCCAGCUUUUUUGCAUGGGCCCUAGACCACCAACCCUAAUUCUCAUUACUGUCAUGCCCCUGCCCCAGAGCUGGCCUUCUCACACCCACGGUGCCUAUGGCCUCCCACUUUCCCCUCCUUCCUGUCCAUUUUCAUUUAGAGCUUGUAAAACCUGAUUUUGUCAGCCAUACCUAUAGGGUGUUGGCAGUACUCUCUGGAAGAGGGGGUGCCCCUUAGUCUCUCCCCUUAAUUGAAUUUUCCCUGGCUGCCUUUGAGUGCCUAGUUACUAGCUCUGUCCUGUAAAUCUAUGGUGUCAAGCUCAAAUAUAUGACAUGAGAGCCACUAAACUAUACAUAAAGAUCCCUGCAGGCCACAUAUUGACUUAGAGAACCACACAUAGUUAUAUAUUUCUCUUUUUAUUAAUACACCAACACAGUAAAAAAGGAACUACAUUUUAAUCUGGUUCUGGUUACAUUCAAGAGUAUUGUGGGCUAUGGGUUUGACACCUCAACUUGAAAGCUAUUUAGCCACACGUUAGUCUUAAAUGCCAGGUCUUGGAAUAAAAUGUUUUUCCUUAAAAUUCUCUGGGACAAAUAAACACAAACAUACUUUGACAAAUACAGUGUCCUUUUCAUUCUAUGAUAAAUGAGAAUUUAUAGUUUAAAAUGUCAUUUUUUCCUCCAUGAGUAUUUUUGGUCUAGUUUCUACAGGGAAAAAGAGCAGUUUUUUAAAAUUUCAUUUUCUAAAAUUUGUGACAGUUGUAAAUUAGUUUUGCUUUAAACCUAUCAGAAUAGAGAAUUCCCUCCACCAAUGAAAAUCAGCAACCUUUCUGUUAUUCAAUAGGCUUAAUGAGGUCCCAGAGGACAGUGAAAGAUUUAGUGUCUAGGAUCACAGGUCUGAUAUUCCUCAAGGACAGGAAGUGAACCUAGAUUACUGUAACUGCAGGGCCAGCUUUCUAUCCACUAUACUAUACUUAUCUGUAAUUAUAAUGCCACAAAUAAAUCCCCAAAAUACAAGGGGAACAGACAAGCUUUUAAAUAGAAAUGUAAGAAAACUAUGUGCAUAUAUACAUGUAAGUGAGUCUAAUUCAUAUGUAAAUAGGGUAGGGACUCUUAAUACCUACCUAGUCCAUUGUUUUAUACUCCCCACACUAUCAAACAAACCCUCUGGUUUCCUCAUCUGAGGAAUGAGAGUUGAACUCUGUUGUCUUUUCUAACUAUAAGAUAAUUUUAUAGUUAGCACUGAGGUUUAAAACUUUUUAUGAAUUAAUAUCCUUUAAUCUUCACUCAACCCAUUCUCUAAAGGUUCUUGGUCCCCAGUCCAAUAAAACUCUUCAACAAUUUA